Symbiodinium pilosum is the source of this 1230-nucleotide messenger RNA. The record is from the annotation of a GenBank genome assembly. Lineage: Eukaryota; Dinophyceae; Suessiales; Symbiodiniaceae.
AUGAACCGGUCGGAUGCAAAGCACAAACGAAUGCAAGUGAUGCUUGAGAACUCAGCAACAUACUCUGAUGUCGAAUUCCAGGUUGGCCCAGAUGGCGAGAGCUUUUUUGGCUUGAAGGCCAUCUACGCUCGAGCUUCCGAGGUCUUCUCAAAAAUGUUUUUUGAGGCUGGGUUUCGUGAACAGCACGAAACCUCGCCGCGAGUGGUGGUUAAGGUUGAAGACAUCAUGCCAAAGUCGUUUCAACAGCUGCAUCGGUGGGUGUAUGACAUGGACGUGACUUUGACUUGGGAUACUGUUUUUGGUAUCCUCGAUGCUGCUCGCAAGUACAUGGUCGAGGACUUGGAAUUGCAGUGUAGACGUUGGGUGGCUUCAGAGGCCCGAGCAGCAGCAGGGGCGGUUGGCCUCUUUUCUGCUGCGGCAGCUGGGCAGUGGUUUCAAUGGUCGCAAGCGCUGCGCAGCCGGGUGGAAUCGUUUGGAGCAGCCGCACUUGCGGAGUGCCCAGAGGCCGUCCGGCAACUGCCCACUGACACUUUCAUGGAACUCCUCACAAGUGAGGAUCUGUGCGUGGCGAAGGAGGAGGAAGUUUUCGAGGCCGUUAAGGCUGGGACUCAGUGUGCCGAUGAGUGUAUACCUCAGGAUCCGGCAGCAGUGUGGCAGAAAAUCGCUGAAUCUGACGUCAUUCACUUCCCUCUACUGGACAUAAGGAGCAAAGCCUCUGCGUAUUUGUCUCCAAAGCUAUGGGUAGCUAUCCGGCUCGACAAGCGGCUGAAGGCCUUCGAGAUGAAUGUGCCGGGACCUUGGACGGUCAUGAGCUUCCAUGUGCUGGCUACGACAGCAGAAAGUCAGAACCUCUUUGAAGAAGAUCCCUCACCCGAAAAUUUGAUCGGGGUUUGGAUUUGUCCACACGACACACUUGGGCUUGUUCGAGUCCUUUGCAAGCUCAAUGACUCCAGAAAGCUCGCCGUGCUACCGUUGAUCAAAGUGCUGGAAGCCCUUGUGCGCAAGGCUGAGGAGUCAGCAACACCAGGCGGGUGCACCUGCGACCCGGUUUCCGCAGCCACUGAACUAGCUGCGCACCUUGACAAGAUUCGAUCCCGAAAUGGGCACUUGACUGCUUUGCAAAAUUUGCGGAGCCUGCAACAGCGGCUGGACGCCAUGAGCGGCACCACCAGGAAGGAGGACUGGAUGCUGUCGCCUGAUCGUGAAGCAUCUGCCUCACCAAGAUCCUAG